Messenger RNA from Gloeophyllum trabeum ATCC 11539, 541 nucleotides. Its product is annotated as splicing factor 3B, subunit 5. Lineage: Eukaryota; Fungi; Basidiomycota; Agaricomycetes; Gloeophyllales; Gloeophyllaceae. Gene Ontology annotation, cellular component: U2 snRNP; precatalytic spliceosome. Gene Ontology annotation, biological process: mRNA splicing, via spliceosome. The transcript has 6 exons. Bases 17 to 280 code for a protein of 87 amino acids. The record is from RefSeq and is a predicted model, not a curated record.
AAACAGCGGGUUCUACAUGUCGUCAGAACUCAGAUACACCGCGAACACUCAGCUUGAGCACUUGCAUGCUCGGUACACUGGCACAGGUCACGCUGAUAUAACUAAAUACGAAUGGCUCACGCACCAGCACCGUGACACGCUCGCCUCAAUUGUCGGCCAUCCAACUCUCACUUCCUACCUCGCCAUCGCCGACAACGAGUCUAUCGGCCGAGUCAAGUUUGAGAUGACCGAGCGUAUGCUACAACCGUGCGGCCCUCCUCCUGCAAAGGAUGAAGACUAGUCAGCGGAGCGCAGCUCUGUUUUAUCCGAUGCAAGUACUGUCUUCUCUGCAGCUCUAAGCAUGUAGCUCGUCAGCGUGUAUCCACUAUAAUUAGAUAAUAUAUCUGCCACAGGCGGUCUACGGUAUAUGCGUACAGUUAAGUUACAGUGAAUGGAUGUAAGUGAAUGCAGUCAGAGUGUGCGAUAGUACGAUUGAUGACAACAUAUCCCGAACGAAUGAAAGUCCCAAAGUUCUAUGAGUAUUAUUAGCAUGUCUUCUUCA